CGAGAGGCUCCGCACUGCAGACUCACGCUCACGACUUGUUGUGGAACUUUCUUCUGACUGCGCGGGUAUGGACAAGUCUGGUUGAAGCCCUUGGGGUCCAAGUCUACUACAAUCACUCUCUCCCACUUGUAGUCAGAGUGCACGCUCGGGGCAUUUUGCUUCGGAUUUCAGAGGAACAAGGCAAGGGGCCAUCGCGUGGCUCUUGAUCGAGGACCAUCGAGUAUCGGACGAAGAGAAGAGGCGAGGCGAGGCGAGGCGAGGCGAGGCGAUGUGCGCUGGAGGAGAAAGAGGAGGUGGUCAGUAUGCAUCGACUUGGGGGGACGAGGAGGAAGCACCUAGCGUUGCGCAUCGACAGGAAAGAAGGUCGAGGAGAGAAGUAGAAGAGGUGGUGGACGUGGAUGUGAGGAGAUACGUGGAGCAGAUGGAGAGGGAGGAUGAGGAUGCCCACUGUCACCCCACCGACGAUCCAUCUCCUUGGCGAGAUUCGCAAGAGCUGAGUCUCAAGAUGCGCAGCGUAAAGUUGAACAAGGUUUGCGCCAUGUCCACCUCCGUGCACGAUCAGCAUUUCGUCGCUCAGCUGGCCCGAUCUUGUCCAGGAAAAGUGGUGCCUGCUUUUGGCUAUCAUCCCUGGUUCGCUCAUCAAAUCUCGCUCUGCGAUUCCACUACCAAAGAAGAUCAUUAUCGUUCCCUCUUUCUCGCUCAGGCAGAUGCGGAUGCGGGCACCUCUUCCCGCACGCUGGAAGCGAAGAAUCAACUGGAAGAUUUGCUUCCUCAUCUGCCCCCUCCUAUCGCCUUGUCCGACAUCAUCCAGACGCUUCGAAGAAAUCUGCAAGAACAUCCGACGGCUCUGGUGGGAGAGGUGGGAAUGGAUAGGAUCUUUAGAUUACCUAUGAGCGCGCAUGGAUAUACAAGGGACCCCACUCUGAGUUGUUUGAGCACACCUCUAUCCCAUCAAUUGUCCAUUUUGAGCGCUCAGGUGCAAGUGGCCAUCUCUCUUCGACGAAGCGUCAGCUUGCACAGCGUCAAAGCUGGCGAUGCCACGUUGGCUUGGGUGCGGGAGAUGGAUAGGCGUUGGCCUGGUAGCGGUCGACGAACGAAGCAUGUGGACCUGCACAGCUGCUCCCUCUCCGCCGAGAUGAUCCGCACCAAUGCCCAUCCAAACAUCUACAUCUCUUUCAGCCUAACCAUCAACGCGCGACAAAAAUCGCUCGCGCACCAGAUUCGCGCUUGUCGGGCGGAUAGGCUGCUGGUGGAGAGCGAUUGGCAUUCAGCGCACGGCUUGUCCGCACGUACAUGGGCCGCACUGAGGUUCGUGGCAGACAUCAAGCAGGAACUUCGGCAGGGCGAAGAGCGCGGGAGCGAGGCCGGAUACGAAAAGGCGGCAUAUUGCUUGAGAAGUAAUUGGAACAGGUUCAUCAGGGGCGAAUGA
Messenger RNA from Ceraceosorus guamensis, 1429 nucleotides. Its product is annotated as Metallo-dependent hydrolase. The record is from RefSeq and is a predicted model, not a curated record. NCBI's taxonomy places the organism in Eukaryota, Fungi, Basidiomycota, Exobasidiomycetes, Ceraceosorales, Ceraceosoraceae. Gene Ontology annotation, molecular function: hydrolase activity, acting on ester bonds. The transcript is spliced from 7 exons. The coding region runs from base 269 to 1429 and encodes 386 amino acids.